Cyprinodon tularosa is the source of this 2975-nucleotide messenger RNA. Its product is annotated as TSC22 domain family protein 2-like. Bases 823 to 2436 code for a protein of 537 amino acids. NCBI's taxonomy places the organism in Eukaryota, Metazoa, Chordata, Actinopteri, Cyprinodontiformes, Cyprinodontidae. The record is from RefSeq and is a predicted model, not a curated record. The transcript has 3 exons. Gene Ontology annotation, biological process: regulation of transcription by RNA polymerase II.
ACCGCAUGUUUAACUUUUUAGCCAUUUAAAAUUAAUUUCGCAAUUUCUCGGAGCCCUUUAAUUAUAUGGAGGGCGUCUACGGUGGGAGUUUCUGGAUGAGUUGAGGGCUGAAUGUUGUCGUCGGAGCCCCCCCAGAGGAUGAGUCUGACCCCCCCGGAGCCCUGAUGUUGUCUGUUCCUGGCAUUUUGUCGUAGCGCUUGAGCGGUUAGCUGCCCGUUAGCUCAGUGCUGCUGCCGCCGCGGAGGAAGAAGAAGAAGAAGAAGAAGAAGAAGAAGAAGCAGCUGCGUUCUGUCACAGCUGCUCACACGAAGAGAGACAAACUUUCCGGAGAACAUUUUACAACUAGUCCCUUUUUGUCCGCUGUUGGAUUAUUGUUUUAUUUCUAAAAAAAAAAAAAAGACCAGGACUGUUUUUUUCUGUUCAUGAUGGCGCGUGUGCUUCAAAACAGACAGCAGAAAGUAGCCCACAGCAGCUAUCUUGGCUAAGUGGGGAGAAAUAGUUGAACCGCUGAGAGGCUGGGCCCUCCUCACAUUGAAGCACUGGUGGCUCGUGUUCACACACAACUUUGACACCACUUCACUGGAUAUAAGGGAGGAAGGAAGUCCAAACUACACCGGGACUUUAAAUUUCUGGAAACGGCCUCUGGUUUGUACAUUGUUUGUUUUCUGGACAGCAGAUAUAAAGAUGAACUCCCAGGAAAUGUUCUGUGACGCUUCGUGUCUGUAUCUAACCCCUGGGUUGUGAACUGCCUCGCGACACGUUAGUGUAGCGCUUCGUUUCCUGCGAACAGCAAAAGAAAAGACAAAAAAAUUAUCGCUAACCAUGUCGAAAAUCAUAGAAAACAAAAAAGAGAAGAAGAAGAGCUGCUUUCAGAUAACGAGUGUGACCCAGAGCUCACCGGAAGAUGUUGGGGAGCACCAGGAGGGCCAGCUGUCUAUCACCAGCCCUGUCAACGGGGGGGUCUCUGUGAAAUCUACAUCCAGCGGUCGUAACACCCCACGUAGUGCCAGGGGGAGUUUGCCUUUUGUCUUCAGCUCCAGUGUGAUAACCAGUGCUGCCGCUGUUCUUACCAGCAUGGGGCACACAACUCCCACUAGCAGCUGUAGUUCUAGAUUUAGGGUCAUUAAACUUGACCAUAGUAAUGGAGAGCCUUUCAGACGGGGCAGGUGGUCUUGUACGGAGUUCUAUGAGAAGGAAUCAGAUUCAGGAACCCAUCGGACUGUGGAAAGCAUGAAGCCAUCCGCAUCUUUCGACCACAGUGGUGACAGAGACAGUGGUUAUGGGGCUACCUGUAAUUCUGUUGUCACUAGCAGUACCUUUUCUGCACAGGGUCUGGAGAACUCCACAGACAGUGGCUAUUCUGGACAUCACAAACUCCCUCAGGCUUCUGAGUCUCUGCAGCAGAACUAUGGUUUAGCUCCUCAGAUUGGGAGUGGAGCAAGUGACUUCCAGACCACGGGAUAUGCAUGCACAGCAUUACAGCAAACCCCCCAGACGCCUAUAGCUGACAGCCUCAAUGAUGUUCACCAUGGUGCCAAUAUGUCUGCUGCUUCGCACCACCAUCAGUUUGUCUAUUCUCCUCAAGCCAGCCAGAUACACCUUCCUAAUGCAUCUCCCUCCGUGUCCUCACCUCCGUUCCCUCUUGCUGGUCCAGGAACACAAGGCCAGGGUGGGGAUGCAAGCUCAACCCCGGGUUUCAUGCAGCAGGUGGGCAAUGCUUCAGCGGUGGCCCCCGUCAUUUCAGGAAGCGCACAACAGCAGCCUUCAGGGGGGGCAAGCGGUGCCUUUGCACCCUCCACAACGGCCAGCCAGAGUGUGCCUACCACAGUGCCAAGUCCAACCAGCAUGCUUUCAGACGCAUCGGGUGAGGCACCCGGCGCAGCAGCACUCAACCAGCUUCAGGGGGCUGGUGGGGGAGUCGGUCACCCAACGGAUGACGGUAGAAAGACGAUCGAAGCCGUUCCUCUGCAGAGUGGUAGUGCAGGGCCACAAAAAGACGGGGUGAUGUCACCUAUCGGCGAGAGCCUGCGCUUGACCAGUCCUUCUGUCAAGAACUUUUUUGGCAUCCAGAUUACAAUGAAUACAGACGGAGACGGUGCAUCUGGUGCCAAUGUGGUCGCAAUCGAUAACAAGAUUGAGCAGGCCAUGGACUUGGUGAAGAGCCACCUGAUGUACGCCGUCCGCGAGGAGGUGGAGGUGCUGAAGGAGCAGAUCAAAGAGCUUUACGAGAGAAACUCUGUGCUGGAGCGCGAGAACGCCGUGCUGAAGUCGCUGGCUAACACCCAGCAGCUCACCCAGCUGUCCAGCCAGCUCAGCUGCCUUUCACCGCCGCUGCAGCUGCAUCAGCCCCCGUUCAUCAAAAACAGCGGCCACUCUCUGGUUCACCACGAGGGGAGCCAAGGCGUCUCCUAUCAGCCAAACAUCACCUCAGCGUGAACCCCCUCACCCUCCCUUUAUUUUCCCCCCUUUAAACACAUGUUUUAAGGACAUGCCUCCCACGGACAGGAGCAGAAUGUCCUCGUUGGAGAAACAAAGAAAAACACCAAACUGUCCUCUUAGCCCUUUAAGCAGAAGGCAUGGCUCAUGCAUUAGUAUGCAUUUAUGCCAGCACAGGGCCGUCACACUGUCAAGACAUUUACCAACACUUAGUCUUAUUGUGUCCUGUGCUCGGCUGCAUGUGAGGCAUUAAACUAAAUGUUGUCCUUGUGCAGGAGGCAGGAGGGUUACCAAGCUCAGUGAGCUUAAACUGUUGGGGUAAACAGUGCUGGACAGUAUUAGUGACAGAGUUCCUGCAAAAAACAACAAACAUCUGACGCAAACUGUCCUCCAGGUGUCCACGUCACUUCAGGGCUGGUAGAGGGGGAGGCCGUAGGCAGACAUGGUGCCGGUCGGAAUGAGUGAAGAACACGUCCUCGUUGAGGAGGACAUGAUAGGCAGAGAGAGAGAGACAACAGUCUACGCUUUUAAAAGAAAUU